GACAAGAGAACAAAAAAGACGAAGAAGAAGACGAACAAAGAGAAAGAUCAAAAAUUGAGAGGGAAAAAGAAGAAGAGCAAUAGAGAAGAAGAAGAAACACCCUCGAUUCCAGAUCGAUUUUUCAGUGUAAAAUCUCGGAAAAAGCCAAAGAUUCGAUUUUGGAAGUUGCUUAAAUCUGAAUAAAGUCUCUGACUUUCGACUCGAUUCGAAAAAAGUGGGUUUAUGCUUGAAGCUGGGAAUUCCAAAAAUCGGAAUUCGUGUAAAACUAGUUCGAUUAAGCAGAGUUAUGCUAAGUUAAUGAAGGUGAAGAAAAAUAGUUGAUUUUUUUUGAGAGAGUAGAGAAAUGGGUGAGGUAGGUCCUCAAGUUGCUGCUCCGAUUCCAGUUCACCAUCCUAUGAGGAAAAAACGCGAACUUUAUUCACAACCACACUGGAUUGUGUCAUCUCAGCUACCGAGGGAGGAUGAUUGGCAUAUCAACAAGUGGAAGUGGGAUAGUCAGAGAUUUGAAGCUAUAGAACUUCAAGGAGAGACUCUCCAGCUUGGUGGUAACAAUAACAACGGUGGUUUGAGUUAUAAAGGAGAAGAAAGAGGCCUUGAUUUGAAUCUACCUAGUGGUUUUAAUGAUUUGGAAGACACGCCGGUGGAUUUAACCAGACCUAGUAAGAAGGUUAGGUCGGGAUCUACGGGAAGUGGCGGCGGAGGAGGAGGAGGAAACUAUCCUAAGUGUCAGGUUGAUAAUUGUAAGGAAGAUUUAUCAAUUGCUAAGGAUUAUCAUAGAAGACAUAAAGUAUGUGAGGUUCAUAGCAAAGCUACUAAAGCUCUUGUUGGGAAACAGAUGCAGAGGUUUUGCCAACAGUGUAGCAGGUUUCAUCUGCUUUCUGAGUUUGAUGAGGGGAAGAGAAGUUGUAGGCGUAGAUUGGAUGGCCAUAACAGGCGGAGGAGAAAAACGCUGCCCGAUGUGAUUACGUCUCAGGUUGUAGCUCUCGAGAAUCGUGAUAAUACUUCUAAUAACGCUAAUAUGGAUGUUAUGGCUUUGUUAACGGCUUUAGUUUGUGCACAAGGUAAGAACGAGGCUAUUACUAAUGGGUCUCCGGGAGUGCCUCAAAGAGAGCAGCUUCUUCAGAUACUUAACAAGAUCAAGGCUUUACCUUUGCCUAUGGAUCUUGCCUCAAAGUUGAACAAUAUCGGAAUUUUAGCCAGGGAAAAUCCGGAUCAACCUUCCGCGAUGAACCCUCAAAAUAGUAUGAAUGGAGCUUCUUCUCCAUCUACCAUGGACUUACUUGCUGCUCUCUCGGCAACUUUAGGUUCAUCUGCUCCCGAGGCCAUAGCUUUUUUAUCUCAAGGAGGGUUUGGUAACAAAGAAAACAAUGAUAGUACUAAGUUAACUUCUUCUGACCACGGCGUUACAACCAAUGUAGAAAAGAGAACUUUGGAGUUUCCUUCUUUUGGGAGAGGAGAGAGGACAAGUAGCAGUAAACAUUCUCCUUCUCAGGAUUCAGAUUCACGCGGUCAGGACACGAGAUCUAGCUUAUCUUUACAACUAUUCACCUCUUCACCAGAGGAUGAGAGUCAACCAACAGUUGCAUCUUCAACAAAGUAUUAUUCUUCUGCGAGCAGUAACCCUGUUGAGGAUAGAUCUCCAUCAUCGUCUCCGGUCGUGCAAGAGUUGUUCCCUUUGCAUACUUCUCCUGGAACCAGGAGGUCUAACAAUUACAAAAACACUAGUCCCAUCCCCAGGACCAGUUGUUUGCCCCUAGAGCUCUUUGGUGCAUCAAACAGAGGAGCUACUGCAAAUCCUAAUUCCAAUGUUUCUAGGCAUCAAUCUGGUUAUGCUUCAUCUGGUUCGGAUUAUUCUCCUCCUAGCUUAAACUCUGAUGCUCAGGACCGCACCGGAAAGAUCAUUUUCAAACUAUUUGAAAAAGAUCCUAGUCAGCUCCCUGGCACAUUGCGAACCGAGAUUUAUAGAUGGCUUUCUAGCUUUCCAUCAGAAAUGGAGAGUUAUAUCAGGCCUGGUUGUGUUAUCUUAUCUGUCUAUGUGGCAAUGUCAGCUUCUGCUUGGGAACAACUCGAGGAAAAUUUACUGCAACGGGUUAGUUCUUUGGUUCAAGAUUCAGAUUUUUGGAGGAAUACAAGAUUUUUGGUCAAUACAGGCAGACAGCUCGCAUCACACAAACACGGUAGAAUUCGUCUGAGCAAAUCUUGGAGAACUUUGAAUUCACCAGAACUGAUCACGGUGUCGCCGUUGGCUGUUGUAGCCGGUGAAGAAACAGCUUUGAUAGUAAGGGGUAGAAACUUGACCAAUGACGGAAUUAGACUUCGUUGCGCACAUAUGGGUAACUACACGUCAAUAGAGGUAACUGGAACAGAACAUAGGCGAACAAAAUUUGAUGAGUUAAACGUUAGUAGUUUCAAAGUCCAGAGUGCAAGCCCUGUUUCUCUAGGACGCUGUUUCAUUGAGGUGGAGAAUGGAUUCAGAGGUGACAAUUUCCCUUUGAUAAUAGCCAAUGCCACGAUUUGCAAAGAGUUGAAUUGCCUUGAAGACGAGUUUCAUCCAAAAGACGUGAUAGAGGAACAGACACAGAACUUAGAUCGUCCAAGAUCAAGAGAAGAAGUUAUUUGCUUCUUGAAUGAGCUCGGUUGGCUAUUUCAGAGGAAAUGGACAUCCGAUAUUCAUGGAGAAUCUGACUUUUCUCUUCCCCGCUUCAAAUUUUUGCUUGUAUGCUCUGUUGAAAGAGAUUGCUGUUCUCUCAUAAGAACUGUCCUGGAUAUGAUGGUAGAGAGAAAUUUGGGAAAAGAUGGUCUGAUGAACAAGGAGUCCUUAGAUAUGCUGGCUGAGACUCAGCUAUUGAAUCGCGCUGUCAAAAGGAGAAAUACAAAAAUGGCUGAAACGCUGAUUCAUUACUCCGUUAAUCCGUCUACUAAAAACUUCAUCUUCUUGCCUAAUAUCGCUGGACCUGGUGAUAUCACACCUUUGCAUUUGGCUGCUUCCACAUCUGGUUCUGAUGAUAUGAUUGAUGUACUGACUAAUGAUCCACAAGAGAUUGGAUUAUCUUGUUGGAAUACCCUAGUUGAUGCAUCCGGGCAGACUCCAUUUAGGUAUGCUGCAAUGAGAAACAACCACAGUUACAACACCUUGGUGACUCGUAAACUUGCAGAUAAAAGGAACGGUCAAAUAUCUCUGAACAUUGAAAAUGGGAUCGAUCAGAUUGGUCUGAGUAAGAGACUAAGCUCAGAGCUAAAGAGAUCUUGCAACACAUGUGCAAGUGUGGCUCUAAAGUAUCAGAAGAAGGUUUCGAGUUCACGUCGUUUGUUCCCAACUCCGAUCAUCCACUCGAUGCUUGCUGUUGCGACAGUCUGCGUUUGCGUCUGCGUGUUUAUGCAUGCUUUCCCAAUCGUCAGACAAGGCUCUCACUUCAGUUGGGGUGGUCUUGAUUACGGUUCAAUCUAAGGUUUGCUAUAUAACUAAGUGUUGUUAAUUCUUUUGGUUUGACACCAAAAAAAAAAAGAAAAGUGUGGUGAAGGAAACUGAGAAUGGGAGGCAAAAUGAGAAAACCCGAAAGACAUGUGGAAUUUGGAUAUUGCAGAGAUGGAAUCACUCACUGGUCUUUUGUGAGCCAGAGAGUACAGAGAAACUGGUUCGGGUCAGAGCAGACGUAGCUUCAACACAACACCCAAGUUUUUAUAUAUUUGGCUAAUUAUGUUUUAUUCUUGAAUUAGUCCUUGUCUCUUAAUUACAGUUUUUUAGUUUGCAUCUCUCUUAACAACACACAAGCUGUGGCUGUUUUACUGAAUCUGUUUUCUCUUGGGGGUUUAUUGUGUCUGUAGAGUUGUGGACGUAGCUGAACAUUGUUGUAAAAUUGUAAUGUUAAUACCUUUUCUCGUAAUGCUAUGUAAAAGUAGUGGUAUAUA
Messenger RNA from Arabidopsis lyrata subsp. lyrata, 3909 nucleotides. RefSeq names its product squamosa promoter-binding-like protein 16. The record is from RefSeq and is a predicted model, not a curated record. NCBI's taxonomy places the organism in Eukaryota, Viridiplantae, Streptophyta, Magnoliopsida, Brassicales, Brassicaceae. Bases 344 to 3448 code for a protein of 1034 amino acids. The transcript is spliced from 11 exons. Gene Ontology annotation, cellular component: nucleus. Gene Ontology annotation, molecular function: DNA binding.